UGGCUCGGUAGGGGAAGGGGGAACUGAGUUACUGGGUUAAGCGGGGAGCUGGUUUGAAGGAGACUGAGGGCAGCUUUUCGUGAGGACUGGAGUUAACAAGGGCGGGGGGCUGCAGGCAGGAAAGGGGGUGAGCCCGGUCUCGGAGAGUAGGGCACUGAGGAGCCGCUGUUCUUCCGGGAGGAGGGGUUGGCUUCUCGUCUGGCGUUAUCCUGACGGGAUUUGUGUGUUAAUGUUUCAGAAAGAAAGGGAAUCAAAACGUCUGUAAAAUAUAUGCAGAAAAGCAAAGACAUAAGCUGUUCUUCUGCCUUAUUUCUCCCAUUCGAUUUAAAUAAUGCAAAUAAUGAUUACACAUGCUGGUCUUUUUUAGUUGAACAAAGUUAAACAUUGGUAGUUUGGGAGCGGAUCGCGAUUUGUAGAAAAGGGCCGUUUACCGGCCUAUCAUUAACGGGGGAGGAUUGUAGUAGCCUUCUGCACGGUGAAAGAAUUAGUGCGUUUCUUCAUUUGUAAUCAUGUUACUCAAAGUACACGUGUUUGGCAGGAAAGCGUGUAGUAGUUUGUUCCGCUGUCAAAGGUCAAGUGUCACCUGUGUUGGAAAAGGGACAAGUUUGACUCAGUGGCUCAUGUGUAGGGAUUUCCACAUCACCUGUCAACGAUGUACAAUUAUGCCAUCCUGGGUGAUUGACCGUUAUGGGAAAAAUGAUGUGCUGCGAUUCACAAACAAUAUGAUGUUCCCUGUAAUCCAUUUUCCCAAUGAAGUUAUUAUUAAAGUCCAUGCUGCAAGUUUAAAUCCCAUAGAUGUUAACAUGAGAAGUGGCUAUGGAGCUUCUGCUCUAAGGAUGAAGCGAGAUCCUCUGCACAUUAAAAGCUCAGGCAGUGAAUUCCCCCUAACACUUGGCCGGGAUGUUUCUGGUAUAGUUAUGGAAUGUGGACUAGAUGUGUCAUAUUUCAAACCUGGAGAAGAGGUAUGGGCAGCCAUUCCUCCCUGGAAGCAAGGCACUUUGUCAGAGUUUGUAGCAGCAAGUGCAAAUGAGAUAUCUCGAAAGCCCCAGUCACUCAGUCACACGGAAGCUGCUUCCUUGCCUUAUGUUGGCCUAACAGCAUGGUCUGCAAUGAGACAGGUUGGCGGUCUGAAGGAGGAUAAUUGUAGCAAUAAAAGGGUACUGAUUUUUGGUGCAUCAGGUGGUGUAGGUACCUUCGCUAUCCAGUUGAUGAAAGCGUGGGGCGCUCAUGUGACUGCAGUUUGUUCUCAGGAUGCCAAUGAAUUAGUGCAGCGUCUUGGAGCGGACAGUGUCAUUGAUUAUAAAGCUGGAAAUGUAAAAGAACAGCUGAAAGCUUUGCCACUGUUUGAUUUCAUCCUAGAUAACAUUGGUGGAUCUACAGAAGAAUGGGCCCCUGAGCUCCUGAAAAAGUGGUCAGGGGCAACAUACAUCUCUCUAGUAACACCUUUCUUAGUAAAUGUGGAUAGACUUGGUGUAGCUGAUGGCAUGUUACAGACUGGAGUGACGAUUGGUAGAAAGGCUGUGAAGCAUCUUUGUAAAGGGAUCCAUUACCGGUGGGCAUUUUUUACACCAAGUGGUCCAUACCUGGAUGAAAUAGCUACUCUUGUCGAUGCAGGGAAGAUCCACCCAGUUAUUGAUCAAGUCUUCUCAUUUGCUGAGGUUCCCAAGGCUUUCCAGAAAGUGGAAGAAGGACAUGCACGUGGAAAAACAGUGAUCAAUGUAACUAAUAAAAAAUAAUGUAUCAACUCUG
Molecule: messenger RNA, 1749 nt
Organism: Heteronotia binoei (common prickly gecko)
Lineage: Eukaryota; Metazoa; Chordata; Lepidosauria; Squamata; Gekkonidae
Gene: RTN4IP1
Product: reticulon 4 interacting protein 1
Exons: 9
Coding region: 510-1736 (408 amino acids)
Cellular component (GO): mitochondrion
Molecular function (GO): oxidoreductase activity; zinc ion binding
Source: RefSeq, a predicted model, not a curated record